This is a messenger RNA of Capsella rubella, 1398 nucleotides long. RefSeq lists its product as uncharacterized. The coding region runs from base 1 to 1398 and encodes 465 amino acids. The transcript has 5 exons. The record is from RefSeq and is a predicted model, not a curated record. Lineage: Eukaryota; Viridiplantae; Streptophyta; Magnoliopsida; Brassicales; Brassicaceae.
AUGGAUCGUAGAUAUUGGCCAUAUUUUGGUGGAUUUGUUGGAGCUAUUGAUGAAGUUCAUUCUCACCAAGAUCAAUGGGUCAGUGAGGACGGUUUCAAGCUACGUCUCUUUCCAUUCUCUUUGGGUGACAAAGCUCAUCAAUGGGAGAAAACUCUUCCACCAAGAUCUAUCACUUCUUGGGACCAAUGCAAGCAGUCGUUUCUUGCCAAGUUUUUCUCCAACUCUAGAACUGCACGUCUGCGCAAUGAGAUCUCUGGAUUCACUCGGAAGAAUGGAGAAACGCUUUGUGAAGCCUGGGAACGCUUCAAAAGUUAUCAGUCUCAGUGCCCCCACCAUGGCCUCACCAAGGAGUCUCUCCUCAGUACUCUUUACCGGGGUGUUCUCCUAAAGAUCCGGAUGUUGCUUGACACUGCCAGCAAUGGCAACUUUCUGAACAAGGACGUCGACGAAGGUUGGGAGCUUGUUGAGAACCUAUCCCAAUCUGAUGGCAACUACAAUGAAGAUUAUGAUAGAACCAUCAGGGCAAGCACAGAACUUGAUGAGAAGUACAAGAAGGAGAUGAAAGUUGUGAAUGAUAAGUUGGACAAGCUAUUGAUGAGCCAGCAGAGGAACAUCCAUUUCGUCUCUGAAGACGACCCUUUCCAGAUUCUGAAUGGGGAGGGAGAACAAUCUGAGGAGAUAAGUUAUGUCCAGAACCAAGGUGGAUACAAUAAGGGAUACAAUCCUUAUAAGCAGAAUCCAAAUGUGUCCUAUCGGAGCACCAAUGUUGCAAACCCCCAGGAUCAGGCACCAGAUCAGGACAUGAAAAACAUGCUUCAGCAACUCCUACAAGGACAAGCAAGUGGCUCCAUGGACAAUGCUAAGAAGUUUGCUGAGUUGACUCAGAGAUUGGACUGCUCAUAUAAUGAUCUGAACAUGAAGAUUGAGACUCUGAAUUCCAAGAUCAAGUAUAUGGAGGGUAAAACUGCUUCUACUUCUGCCCCAAAGCCUGGCCAACUCCCAGGAAAAGCUGUUCAGAAUCCUAAGGAGUUUGCUCAUGCCAUCACGCUGAGGAGCGAAUCAGAAGUCGUACAUGAAGAAGCUCCUCAACCUGCUGAAAAACAUGCUGAAACACCUGCAGCAUCCAAGGAGAAGCCUGCGAGAUACGUUCCCCCACCAUACAAACCACCUCUACCAUUUCCAGGACGAUUCAAAAAGCAGCAAGCAGAGAAGUAUAAGGCUUUAUUUGAAAAGCAAGUGAGAGAGAUUGAGUUGAGAAUGCCAUUGCUGGAUGCAUUCGCACUUGUCCCUCCUUAUCAGAAGUUCCUCAAAGAUUUGGUUAUGGAGAGAACAAAAGAAGUUCAGGGCAUGGCCCCCUAUCUUUCAGCAGAUGCCUAUGUGAUCUUGGAGCUUUUGUGA